GUUUACAAAUUUCUGACUACCCUAGAGACACCGUCAUUCAAAAGUAUUUCAGCAAAGAAAAGGUUUCUGAAGAAAGUUGUCAAGUUCUUUGUACAGAAUGGAAGAAUGUAUAAGAGAAUGCAGGCUAGACCACCCCUAUUGGUAAUCUUUGAUCUGGAAAAGUGUGCAACUAUUCUGAAUCAGGCACAUAAAGAACUUGGACAUAGAGGAGAAGCUGCAACAUGGGAGACAAUUCAGUUUAGGUUCUCCUGGCCCUACUUAUUUUCAGAUGUACAGCAUCAUGUACAAUCAUGUCACCCCUAUCAGAUAUGA
This is a messenger RNA of Suillus discolor, 312 nucleotides long. RefSeq lists its product as uncharacterized. The record is from RefSeq and is a predicted model, not a curated record. NCBI's taxonomy places the organism in Eukaryota, Fungi, Basidiomycota, Agaricomycetes, Boletales, Suillaceae. The annotation marks the transcript as partial. The transcript has a single exon.